This is a messenger RNA of Mytilus californianus (California mussel), 1051 nucleotides long. RefSeq names its product actophorin-like. Gene Ontology annotation, molecular function: actin filament binding. Gene Ontology annotation, cellular component: actin cortical patch; actin cytoskeleton; cytoplasm. The record is from RefSeq and is a predicted model, not a curated record. Gene Ontology annotation, biological process: actin filament severing; cell motility; actin filament fragmentation. Bases 197 to 667 code for a protein of 156 amino acids. The transcript has 4 exons. NCBI's taxonomy places the organism in Eukaryota, Metazoa, Mollusca, Bivalvia, Mytilida, Mytilidae.
AUGACGUAUGAAUACACACAUGAAACAAGGAAAAAAAUCUUUUGUGAGUCAGAAAUUAUCAAAUGUACGAUGCCUUGUUACUCAAUAGUAUUAUAAAUAUCUCUAGUGGUGAUAUGUUUCUAAUAAACUUUCAGACUUUGCUACGGAAUGUAAACUAUUUAGCAAUAACGGAUAAGUAACUUGUCUUAUUAAUAUAAUGGGAGAUACUAGGUAUAUUAAUCUUAAUAACGCCGGACCUUCUUCUGGUGUUGCAGUUUGUGAUGAGUGUGUAAGAGUAUUUUUUGAAAUAAAACGCGAUCAUAAGUGGCAAUAUGUGAUUUACAAAAUAACAGACGAUUUAAAAAGUAUUGUAGUGGAGGAAAGAGGAGGGAAACAUAAAACAUAUCAAGAUUUCGUAAACAAAUUAAAAGAAGCUGAAAAGAAAGGACAAUGUCGAUAUGGAUUGUUUGACGUCAAAUUUUCAUGUAAUGAUAUUCAUAGCGAAAAAUUAGCAUUCUUUCUUUGGAGUCCAGAUACAGCUACAACUAGACAAAAAAUGGUUUAUAGCACCAGUGCUAAAGCUUUAAAACAGAGAUUAAAUGGUCUUCAUAUUGUUAUUCAGUGUAACGAUGAGACUGAUUUAGCUCUAUCGCAUGUUUUUGAUAAAUGUUCUGCUAAAUAUGUCUAAAUGUAGUCAAUCAAUUGGUUAUCUCUCAUUAACUACUUCAUAAACACAAAGAAUUGAAGGUCCGGGGUCGUAGAUUUUCAAGAGGAUGCAUUGUCGUGUACGAAGAAUUUUGCAGCAAGAAACAACAUAAAUAUCUAUUCAUGAAUCAGUAUACGUUUAAUUAUGUAUUUAUGAAAUUGUGACACACUCUUUGGACAAAAUAACUAAUGAUGAGAGUACCAUAGUCGUUACUACGUCAACUACUUUGGAUAGGACAACUGAUGAAUCAACACUCCAAAUUAUAAAAAAACAAUUAUAGACAUAAUUCUCACAUGGAGAGUAAGUUAACCGUUGCAAUCAUUGGAGGUAUUGUUUUGUUUAAAUAGAAUAAACAGUUAAAGUGUU